AUGACGAAGCCAAAGGUCCUCCAGCUCGGCAAAAUCGAGCACGCCCACGAAUCAUGGUCCUCGCUCGGCCAGGUCGCCGACAUCAUCAAGCCUAAGGCGACCAACCGCGACGAGUUCCUCAAGGAGUGCGCGUCCGGAGCCCUCGACGGCGUCGUCGCAAUCUACCGCACCUUCUCCAGCGUCAAGAUCACCGGCAAGAUCGACGCCGAGCUCGUCGCCGCACUCCCUUCGAGCGUGGGCUUCAUCUGCCACAACGGCGCCGGCUACGACCAGAUCGACGUCAAAGCCUGCACGGCCCGCCACCCGACCCCUCUCCUCGUCUCCAACACCCCGACCGCCGUCGACGACGCCACGGCCGACAUCAACAUCUGGCUCAUGCUCGGCGCCCUCCGCAACCUCAACGCCUCCGUGCUCUCCCUCCGCGCCGGCGCCUGGCGCGGCAACCCGCCCCCGCCCCUCGGCCGCGACCCCCAGGGGAAGGUCCUCGGCAUCCUCGGCAUGGGCGGCAUCGGGCGCAACAUGGCGCGCAAGGCCAGGGCCUUCGGCAUGGAGGUCCGCUACUUCAACCGUGCUCGGCUGAGCGCGGACCUCGAGAGGGAGGCCGGCGCCGAGUACGUCGAUUUCGAGAGGUUGCUGGCCGAGAGUGAUGUCAUUUCGCUGAAUCUUCCCCUGAACCCGCACACGCGCCACAUCAUCUCCCACGCCGAGUUCGCCAGGAUGAAAAAGGGCGUGGUGGUGGUCAACACGGCGCGCGGCGCCGUCAUCGACGAGGCCGCCCUGGUCGAGGCCCUCGACAGCGGGCACGUCGGCAGCGCGGGCCUCGACGUCUUCGAGAACGAGCCGCAGGUGCACCCGGGCCUCCUCGCGAACCCCAACGUGCUCAUCGUGCCGCACAUGGGCACGUACACGCUCGAGACGACGGUCAAGAUGGAGGAGUGGGCGAUCGGCAACGUGCGUCGCGCCGUCGACGAGGGGAGGCUGAACAGCGUCGUGCCGGAGCAGAAGGACGUCGCCGGUGCGUAG
This is a messenger RNA of Colletotrichum karsti, 1023 nucleotides long. RefSeq lists its product as uncharacterized. Gene Ontology annotation, molecular function: NAD binding; glyoxylate reductase (NADPH) activity; hydroxypyruvate reductase [NAD(P)H] activity. Gene Ontology annotation, cellular component: cytosol. Lineage: Eukaryota; Fungi; Ascomycota; Sordariomycetes; Glomerellales; Glomerellaceae. Bases 1 to 1023 code for a protein of 340 amino acids. The transcript is spliced from 4 exons. The record is from RefSeq and is a predicted model, not a curated record.